CGGUGCGGGUGAGGGUGUGAUAGAAGGAGAGUGGUGUUUGCGCGUGCGUGUGCCUCCUCUCGUUUUUCGCCUCGCACAUCCAGUUGGCUGGCAGGACGAAGAGGCCCCUCCGCUAAGCCUAAACUGGAGAGGGGCUCCCAGCUGGUCGACGACGCUGGGAAGCCAGGGACGGAUUGAUUGACAAGCGCGUGACGACAGGGUCAAAUCUGCGGUGUUGGAGCGCUUAGUUUGGACCCGAUUCUGACGACAAAGGAACCCCGGGAGCAGACGAUCGUUGCCGUGGGCCAUGCAGACGACGCGGAAGUUCUCACUGCUGCCGCUGCUGGCGAUAGCGGCACUGGUGCCUCAUGCAGAAGCCAAGAUAGAACAAGUGAAGAGGGCCUGUGUUGAAGUGGAAGUCGUGGCGGACAAGUGUGCCAGGCAGCACUACUCCACUUACAAGCUGGACCACUCGAAGACGCAGCCGUUCGUGAAGAAGUGCUUCUCGGACCGGGCACACGUCACCGACCUGAUGCUGGACUGCGCCGAACCAAUGGCGCUGGGCAUCUUUGUGACUUGCAGCGUGGACGCCGUCGGACGCACUUCGGGCAAGGGCGAGCAAGAUCCGGACUUUUUGCAACGCACCAAAGCCUACAAGGCUUGCGUGCUGAACGGACUACAAGGCACAGUGCCAGCGGAAACCGACCCAUACGCGUUCGAUAAGAAUCGCAAGAAAAAGACACGCCGACUCGCCGACCCUUCCAUGGAAGGCCUGUUUAACAACGUGUUUUCCCGCUACGCACACGACUCACUUUCUCUCUUUCUCUCUAUCUCUCCCUCUGUGUGUGUGUUUGGCUGCCUCAGCGGCUUGAAGCACCGUAACAGGAAAACGGAAGCGCACACUAAAGUGACGAUAUUCCGAAGGCUUCAAAGCGAAACGAGCGGGGGGAUGUUUGCGGAGUGA
Messenger RNA from Rhipicephalus microplus (southern cattle tick), 943 nucleotides. RefSeq lists its product as uncharacterized. Lineage: Eukaryota; Metazoa; Arthropoda; Arachnida; Ixodida; Ixodidae. The record is from RefSeq and is a predicted model, not a curated record.